Molecule: messenger RNA, 909 nt
Organism: Lachancea nothofagi CBS 11611
Lineage: Eukaryota; Fungi; Ascomycota; Saccharomycetes; Saccharomycetales; Saccharomycetaceae
Source: the annotation of a GenBank genome assembly
AUGUUUCCUACUCCACUUGUACGCUUUGUACGUGCCGUUCCAGUUUUGAACGUAAAAAGAAGCUUUCAAACGGCCUUCCUCGCGAGAAAUAAGGAUACAAAUUCAUCACUUUUUGGAUCCAUAACUCAGGGCAUAGAAGAACAACCUGACGAUCCUCAAAGAAUCUCCAAUAGACUCACUGCGGCUUCUAGUGUUAGCGAAAAAGAAGCUACGGAUCCAAAGAAAACGGUGACAGUAGCCAAUGAUAAGUUAUUGCAAUCAUUUAUCCACAAAUCGCAAUCAUCUGCGUCGGCUACUGAUCUUCUUCUAUCACCACUAAAGAAACGAAUUUACGAGGAGAACUGCAGGAGUAAUGGUGGGUUCUACAAGAAGGAUUCAAUAGUGACCUUGACCGAAGCGAAUGGCCAGAAACUGAAAUACAAGCUCAACUUGAGUCGCGAAGAGAUAGAGGCUCUGGAACCAAGCAUAUAUGUGAAAUCCUACCGUCUCAAAUCAUCGAUGAAGAAAGCUACACAAUUCUUGCGACUACUGGGCGGAGCCGAUGUCACAACAGCACUUUCGCAAUGCCAUUUUUCCGAUAAAAAGGUUGCGCGCGAUGUAGCCGAGGUUCUCACGCGAGGAGUACAGGAUGCAGAGAAGCUGGGAAUCGAAGCUGACAACAUGUACAUCGCUCAAAUAUGGACCGGUAGUGAUGGAUAUUGGCAGAAAAGAAUUGAUAUCAAGGCUCGAGGCAGAAAUGGUGUCAUCACACAUCCGUACGUGCAUGUAAGAUGCAUACUGAAGACCAAAGAUGUAACAAAGCGUCGGAUUGCUUACGAACAGCAACUUAAACAGGAGAGACGCAAGCCAUGGGUUCAAUUGAACGACCAGCCUGUGAGGGGCGCCAUGGGGGGCGUUUACAAGUGGUGA